UUUUCAUUUUUCCCCCCAAGACUUUUAUGGUGAUUUUUGGAGUUUUCUUCAAUUGAUACCAUUAAAAACGCAGGGGAAGGAGAUUCCCCCUCAAUUUAAACACAGACAAUUACAGAAAAGAAAAUGUUUUCUGUCAACUUAAAAUUAUUUUCUCCUAAUAAUGCGGGAAAUCUCCUAGACCAAAUCUGCCACCACCUAGAAACCUGGCUGUUUUUGAGUGCCAACUGCCCCCACUAAACUGCCAUCCCUAUACUGGGGGUUGAGUUUCCUUUCAGAAGGAAACAGGUCCAUGUCCCAGCGACCAGGCUUUCAACUGAUAAAAUUCCAACGGGAGCAGGAUUUCUACUAGACCCAAGAUACCAUCACUUAGAACGCUGGCUGCCUUUGGAGUGCCCAACGCCUCCUCCAAACUCAUAGCAUUAACCUGAGAGGUUGAGUUCUGUUUCACAGGGAAAAGAGCCGUCGUUUGCAGCCUGGAAUGGUGCCGCUAAAGCAGACUGGCCAAAAAUCUCGGAUACGUGACGCAGACGUGUGCUCUGCGUACAAAGAGUCCGGUGAGGGGCUCGGUCGGUAAGCACGGACAUUCGAGUCCGAGGUGACGGCACCUGAAGCCCACCAUACUUGGCUGCUUGUGCAGUAAGAGAGCCACGAUGACAUCAAGCCGCGAGGAGGGUCUGUAAUGCGCCAGGCUAGCCUUCGGCAACACAGCCGAAGCCGGCCUCCGGCACACACCACCACCUCUGGCAGCCGCGGCACCGGCGCCAGCACCGGCCGCACCCUGACGUCACGGCCGGAAAAACGUCACUGCAAGAAAAACGUCACUGCCGGAAGCGACGUCAUGCUGCCGGAAGCUCCCGCGGGCGCUCGGUUCCGGUGCCGGCCAUGAGCAAGCGCAAAGCUCCCCAGGAGAGCCCCAACGAGGGCAUCACCGACUUUCUCACCGAACUGGCCAACUACGAGCGCAACGUGAACCGGGCCAUCCACAAGUACAACGCGUACAGGAAAGCGGCAUCCGUCAUUUCUCGGUAUCCGAGCAAGAUACGAAGCGGGGCUGAAGCCAAGAAGCUGGAUGGAGUAGGUGCUAAAAUAGCUGAAAAGAUAGACGAGUUCUUAUCCACUGGAAAACUACGCAAAUUGGAAAAGAUUCGACAAGAUGACACAAGUGCUUCUAUCAAUCUCCUGACACGAGUCACUGGCAUUGGUCCUGCUGCUGCUAGAAAGUUUGUCGAGGAAGGAAUUAAGACUUUAGAAGAUCUAAGAAAAAUUGAGCACAAGCUGACCCAUCACCAGCGAAUUGGGUUGAAAUACUUUGAAGAUUUUGAGAAGAGAAUCCCGAGGGAAGAAAUGCUUCAAAUGCAGGAAAUUGUGCUCAAAGAGAUAAAGAAGCUGGACCCAAACUAUAUUGCUACAGUCUGUGGCAGUUUUAGGCGAGGUGCAGAGUCAAGUGGCGAUAUGGAUGUUCUCCUAACCCAUCCCAGUUUCACAUCUGAAUCAUCCAAGCAGUCAAAACUUUUGCGUCAGGUUGUAGAACAACUGGAAAAAGUCCACUUUGUCACAGAUAUGCUAUCUAAAGGUGACACAAAAUUCAUGGGUGUCUGUCAGCUGCCAGAUAAAGAAGAUGGAACAGCCUAUCCGCAUCGGAGAAUUGAUAUCCGGCUUAUCCCAAAAGAUCAGUAUUACUGUGGUGUGCUGUAUUUCACAGGAAGUGAUAUAUUCAAUAAGAACAUGAGAGCUCAUGCUCUGGAAAUGGGCUUCACAAUCAAUGAAUAUACAAUACGCCGCUUAGGAGUUACUGGAGUUGCUGGUGAGGCCCUGCCAGUAGAGUGUGAAAAAGACAUCUUUGACUAUAUCCAGUGGAAAUACCGAGAGCCAAAGGAUCGGAGUGAAUAACUUAACUGCUUGUCUACUGUCUACUUGUCUGCUUGCUACUGUUUGUAGUCUAGAGAGAUGUUUUCAUGAUGCAGUAGUAUGUAAGGUAACUAGAAGUUAACGUGGUACUGUGUGAAGUAUUCUCAUGCCUCAUUGUAAAAAUACAUAAAGCUGAUGUAUUUAGUAUUUUCUUCAGUAAUCAGUGGGAAUAAACAAAUUGAAUAUUC
Molecule: messenger RNA, 2096 nt
Organism: Oenanthe melanoleuca
Lineage: Eukaryota; Metazoa; Chordata; Aves; Passeriformes; Muscicapidae
Gene: POLB
Product: DNA polymerase beta
Exons: 14
Coding region: 883-1890 (335 amino acids)
Biological process (GO): double-strand break repair via nonhomologous end joining
Cellular component (GO): nucleus
Molecular function (GO): DNA binding; DNA-directed DNA polymerase activity
Source: RefSeq, a predicted model, not a curated record